Messenger RNA from Geodia barretti, 241 nucleotides. The record is from the annotation of a GenBank genome assembly. NCBI's taxonomy places the organism in Eukaryota, Metazoa, Porifera, Demospongiae, Tetractinellida, Geodiidae.
UUACUAGGAGGUCGGUCCGCUUUACUUGGAGGUCGGUCCAUUUUACUAAGAUGUCGAUCUACUUUACUAGUAGCGGUCGCUCAACUUCACGAAGAGGUCGGUCUAUUUCACUUGAAGGUCGAUCCGCUUUAGUAGGAGGUCGGUCCACAUUUUACUAGGAGGGCCGCCAAUAUGGAGUAAGAACGGGAGCAGCGGUGGUGGUUGGCGCAGGCACCGGGCUACUACACUCGCCGUCAGUCCU